Emys orbicularis (European pond turtle) is the source of this 2014-nucleotide messenger RNA. It is a transcript of the gene RNPC3, whose product is annotated as RNA binding region (RNP1, RRM) containing 3. Gene Ontology annotation, biological process: mRNA splicing, via spliceosome. The record is from RefSeq and is a predicted model, not a curated record. The transcript has 15 exons. Gene Ontology annotation, cellular component: U12-type spliceosomal complex. Lineage: Eukaryota; Metazoa; Chordata; Testudines; Emydidae. Gene Ontology annotation, molecular function: pre-mRNA intronic binding; protein binding; U12 snRNA binding. The coding region runs from base 1 to 1551 and encodes 516 amino acids.
AUGGCGGCCCCCGGCUCUGAGGAGGACAAGGCGGCGGCAGGGGGAGGGCCCCCGUGCGUGGGGCGGCGGCGGCGGAGCCGGACGUUGCUGGUGCGGCACCUGCCCGCCGACCUGACGGCCGCGGAGAAGGAGGAUCUGCUGAGGCACUUCGGGGCCGCGUCCGUGCGGGUCCUGUCCGACCAGGGGCGGCUGAAACAUACAGCUUUUGCUACUUUCCCCAAUGAAAAUUCAGCUGUAAAGGCAUUGUCAAGACUGCAUCAGCUGAGACUUUUAGGUCACACUUUAGUUGUUGAAUUUGCAAGGGAACAAGACAAUGUUCAUGUUCUUAGCCAACCUUCACUCUCAGAGAAAAAUAAAAGGUCAGAAGAACCAGUGGAAGAAGAGAGAGAACGGAAAGAGCCAAGCUGUCCUAAAAUAGAGAAUGGAAUUGCUCCCAGCCAUGGGCUAACCUUUCCUAUAAACUCUUGCCUCAAAUAUCUAUAUCCACCGCCUUCAAGUACAAUCCUAGCAAAUAUAGCAAAUGCCUUGGCAAGCGUGCCUAAAUUUUAUGUACAGGUGCUGCACCUGAUGAAUAAAAUGAAUCUACCCCCUCCCUUUGGACCCGUUACUGCUCGACCACCCAUGUAUGAAGAAUAUUUACCAGCGCCUGUGCCGCCGCCACCUAUCCCACCACUGCCUCCGGAGGAGCCUCCUUUGCCUGAAGAAGAGGAAGAUCAGGAAUCUAGCAGAGAAGAAUCUGAAUAUGAAAGUGCUGAUGAGGAAGAAAAGGAGAGAAUGACUAAAUUGAUGGAAUUAGCAGCCAUUCAGCCUAAAAGACCAAUAUCCACAAAGCAGCGUAGUGUGAGAAAAAAGCAAAAGAUAAAAGACUUGCUGAAUGCUCCCACAUCUGCUCCCCACAGUAAUCUGCACCCUACACUAUCACCUUCGGAUGUGUUUGAGCAGCCACAAUCUGUUGGUCAUAAAAAAAUUAAGUUCCAAAUUUCUGCAGACAUUCCGGAUGUUCUUCAGAAAAGCUUAGAGAGAGACCAAAACAAUGAUCUUUAUGCAACUUCAGAAGAAAUAACUAAUGCAGGAUUUGGAAAGAUCUUCCCAGCUCCUAGCUCUAAUGAUAAAGAGGACACCGAAGAAGAAGAAGAUGAUGAUGAAAUACCAUCAGAAUUUGUUUCUAGAAGGGAAUUGGAAAAAGGCAGACUUUCUAGAGGAGAAAUGGAAAAACUUUCCAUUUUCAAAAACUAUGAGCCAGGUGAUCCAAACUGCAGGAUUUAUGUGAAGAAUUUGUCAAAACAAGUUCAAGAAAAGGAUCUCAAGUUUAUUUUUGGAAGAUAUGUUGACUUUCAAUCAGAAACUGAACGAAUUAUGUUUGACAUACGUUUGAUGAAAGAAGGUCGCAUGAAAGGACAGGCUUUCAUUGGCCUUCCUAAUGAAAAAUCAGCUACCAAAGCCUUAAAAGAAGUAAAUGGAUAUGUUUUGUUUGAAAAGCCCAUGGUGGUUCAAUUUGCACGAUCUGCAAGACCAAAACAGGAUUCCAAAGAAGAGAAAAGAAAAAGAUAGAACAAUGCUAAAGAAACAUUCCUGCGUAAAUACUGCAGUAAUACUGUCAUGCAGAGUGUAUCCUUUCUUGUUGUAUCCUUUUUUGUGCAAUGUUUUCCAUAGCACUCAAAUACCUCCAAGUUCUCUUUUAGUGUAGGUGCGGGGAGGAAUUUAUACUCUUUUUUUUACAAUUUUGUAAAUCUCUGUUAAAAUAAGUAAGAUACUUUAAAAUUAUAAAGGGGACUUUUUCAGGGAGAAAGCUAGUGAAUCCGGUCACUUAUUUACUUAGAGGGACACCACGAAUGUUUCUAGUCUCAAAAUGUGACCUUUCCUCCCUGUUCCUUCUCUAAAUCCAUAUAAUUCUUUAUUUUAUGGGCCAGAUCCUGAACUGGUGUAAAUUGGCCUUGUUCCAUUGACUUCAGUGGCGCUAUGCUGACUUACAUCAGCUGAUGAGCUGGCCCUAGAUGUUCCUUUUUAAAAAAUA